This is a messenger RNA of Nicotiana tabacum (common tobacco), 798 nucleotides long. NCBI's taxonomy places the organism in Eukaryota, Viridiplantae, Streptophyta, Magnoliopsida, Solanales, Solanaceae. The record is from RefSeq and is a predicted model, not a curated record.
UAUACACGGUCCUUUUAUGGCGAUUCGCCUAUCCUGAAAUUCGAGCCUUUGCCUGCUCCUAUUCUUAUACGGGCUACAUCUGAAGUUCCGUUAGAGAAGAAGACCACUAGUUUUAUUGUCGAUUUUCUAAUGGGAGGAGUUUCUGCUGCUGUGUCUAAGACAGCUGCUGCACCAAUUGAGAGAGUUAAGCUUUUGAUUCAGAAUCAAGAUGAGAUGAUCAAAUCUGGUAGACUUUCUGAACCGUAUAAAGGGAUUACUGAUUGCUUUUCGAGAACUAUUAAGGAUGAAGGUGUCCUUUCUCUUUGGAGAGGCAAUACUGCAAAUGUCAUCAGAUAUUUCCCCACUCAGAUAAUGAAAAUAGAAGGUGCCAAGUCACUUUUUAAAGGUGCUGGGGCUAAUAUUCUACGUGCUGUUGCCGGUGCUGGUGUACUAGCAGGGUAUGAUAAACUGCAGCUUGUUGUUUUCGGAAAGAAAUAUGGAUCUGGUGGCGGCAGUUAAUAUGGUGCAAUGAUGAUGACGAAGAUGAUCGUUUAACGUUGUGUAGAUUACUGUUGUCUGUGUCUAGCGUUUGAAUAAUUUUCCCAGUAGUUUCUGGUUACAGAUAUCUUGAAAGUUUAUACAUAACUGUACAAAUUCGUGGUUGCUUUUGCAGUUCGACUUCAAAGUUACAUCUGCGGUUGUCUAUAUGAAAAGAUAUACUACAGUUUACCUUGAAAGUUUUGUAGUCUUAUUCUAUUGAGAAUUUUCAUCAAGUGUAAGCUUUUUCACGAAUUUUAUACAUACCCUUCUGUUGCAUGA